AAGACUGGAAGGCGGUGUCAAAAACGCCAUGCCACUCGCGCCAAGAAGAGCUCCCCAGUCCGCACGUCCACUCUCGUUUCCCCACGGAGACCCCUCUCCCUCACGCAAUCCCCAGAUCCCUCCUCUUUGUCCGAUUGGAAUCACGUCUUGGAACUCGUGAAUUCCUCCUCAAGAACGUCAGCUGAUGAUUUACAGUACGGUUUGCAUUUCCGUUUCAAGUUCUACAGCUCGAGCUCGGUCGCUUGCAUCGAUUUCGUGGGGGACUCAGGUUUUCUCUUCUGUGUUUUCACCUUCUCAGAUCCGAAUUCGAUGCUUCUCUGUUCACCUGAUCUGCAUUGCCAUUAUAAAUGCGGGAUGCCAGGUUUUAGAUCUGAUGGGUCGGUUCGGCUCUUUAUGACUUUUGCGUGGGCUGAGUGAGCUUUUGUGAUGUUUAUCUGAUUGUUCUUGAAUUUUGCGGAACUGGGUCAAGGGGAAAAAUGGAGGUGCCUUCUGGAAACUCUCCGAGAAUUAAGUUGGCCCGAGCCAAGAGUGAGGGAUCUGAAGGACCCCAUUUGCAGAAUUUGGAUGUGGAAUCAUCCGUUAAUGGGGUUUUUGGGCAGAGUCAGAUUCAUCAGUACCAUUACAUGAGUGCAUUGGAGAUCUUGAGGGAAACUGUGAGGAUUCUCCGGUACAAUCUGUCAAGCUUCAUGCUGAUCGCGACAUUGCUCAUCUGCCCUGUUUCUGCAAUAACUUUGUCCAAUGUGUUGGUCGAUCAGUCGAUGCUGAAGAGGUUGACCAUUAGGCUCAUGCUAGUGGCCAAGUCAAGUGGACUCCCACUGAGGCCUUUCGUCAAACACUCGUGCCAGAAAUUCUCCGAGAUGGCAAUCUCUUCAGCCUUGAGCUUCCCCUUGUUCAUGACGGUGUCGUUGUUGUCGAAAGCUGCUGUUAUAUACUCGGUAGACUGUACUUAUUCGAAGAAGAGGGCCGAUUCAUCAAUGUUCUUUGUGAUAGUCUCCAAAAUUUGGAGGCGGAUCGUCAUGACUUACUUGUGGACGUGCAUGGUCAGUGUGGGCUGCCUCACGUUGUUUGUUGUUCUUCUGGUUGCCAUUUGUAGCGUGUUAUCUAUCAUCGGAGUUUCUGAAAAUCUGAUUGUUUAUGCAGCACUUUUGGAAGGGUUGGUUUUCUCAGUCACUUUUGCUAAUGCCAUUAUUAUUUGUAACAUUGCUAUAGUCAUAUGUGUACUGGAGGAUGUUUCUGGACCUCAGGCAUUGUUCCGGUCGAGUGCUCUGAUAAAGGGCCAGACUCAUGUAGGGCUCCUGAUAUUCCUUGGGUCCACAAUCGGGAUGGCAUUUAUACAGGGCUUGUUUGAGCAUAGAGUCAAGGUAUUGAGCUACGGAGAUGGGUCCUCGAGGAUAUGGGAAGGGCCUCUCUUGGUGAUAAUGUACUCAUUUUUGGUGCUUAUUGAUUCCAUGAUGAGUGCAGUAUUUUAUUUCAGUUGCAGAUCACAUAGCAUGGAAGCAUCGCGUGUAGACCGGCAACCGAUUUUGGAAAUUAUGGCUAGCUCUGCUGAAUCAAUGGGUAUCUAACUAUGUGCAAGCACAGGGUUUAUAUAAUUCUAUCUGGAAGAGGAGAAUUGCAUUAGAAGUUUAAGUCCAUCGGCAUUUUUGUUAUUCUUUAGGCUCUCAUAUGUCAAUUAGUAUCUGGGCUUUCUCGGUCGAGCUUUUCCACCAUUGGUUUGAUGCGGACAACAAAACUAGAUGGCUCCCAACCAUGUCGGUAGGUAAUUCAUUAUACUGAUCUUUAUAUUGUUCUUCAGCAUACAAUGACUUCAAAAAGGGGGUUGACAAUGGCAGUCACAUGUUGGAAAUAUUACUCUGAAUAUACAGAAUAAGAUAGAUAGAUCGUAUGGAUUUGCUUUUG
Molecule: messenger RNA, 1899 nt
Organism: Rhodamnia argentea
Lineage: Eukaryota; Viridiplantae; Streptophyta; Magnoliopsida; Myrtales; Myrtaceae
Exons: 1
Coding region: 477-1565 (362 amino acids)
Source: RefSeq, a predicted model, not a curated record